This is a messenger RNA of Sorex fumeus (smoky shrew), 3453 nucleotides long. It is a transcript of the gene EMILIN1, whose product is annotated as elastin microfibril interfacer 1. The coding region runs from base 181 to 3216 and encodes 1011 amino acids. Gene Ontology annotation, molecular function: protein binding; extracellular matrix constituent conferring elasticity. NCBI's taxonomy places the organism in Eukaryota, Metazoa, Chordata, Mammalia, Eulipotyphla, Soricidae. The record is from RefSeq and is a predicted model, not a curated record. The transcript is spliced from 8 exons.
GCAGAGGCGAAGAGGAGGGCGGAAGGAACCGAGGGAGGGACGGGCAGCGGAGCCUGAGGAGGGAAGAGGAGGGGGAGAGGGUCAGGCCGGGCGGCCUGGGAGCGUGUGGCCGGGGGCUGCAGGCAGGAAGCUGGGGCCCAGCCGAGAUGUGCCUCUGAGGGUCACUGCGGACCCCACACCAUGGCCCCCCGCGCCCUCUGGAGCUGCUACCUCUGCUGCCUGCUGACCACGGCCGUGGGGGCAGCCAGCUACUCACCUCGUGGCUACAGUCUCUACACGGGGGGUGGCAGGACCCUCAGCCCCGGAGGACCCCAGGCCCAGAGCGCCCCCCGGCCUGCCAGCCGCCACAGAAACUGGUGCGCCUACGUGGUGAGCCGCACGGUGAGCUGUGUCCUGGAGGAUGGCGUGGAGACCAUCGUGAAGCCCGACUACCAGCCCUGUGGCUGGGGCCAGCCCCAGUGUUCCCGAAGCAUCACGUACCGCAGCUUCCUCCGGCCGCGAUACCGCGUGGCGUACAAGACGGUGACAGACAUGGAGUGGAGGUGCUGCCAGGGCUACGGGGGUGACGACUGUGCCGAGGGCUCGGCCCCCGCGCUCAGCCCUUCAGUGGCCACCCCCCGCCCUCCAUCAGCCCGUCCCAAUCUCUCCGGCUCCAGUGCCGGCAACCACCUGAGCGGACUUGGCGGGGAAGGUCCUGGGGAGUCGGAGAAGGUGCAGCAGCUGGAGGAGCAAGUGCAGAGCCUGACCAAGGACCUGCAGGGCCUUCGGCGCGUGCUGCAAGGCCUGAAUGGGCGCCUGGCGGAAGAUGUCCAGAAAGCCGUGGAGACGGCAUUUAACGGACGACAGCAGCCCGCAGACGCCGCUGCCCGCCCAGGCGUGCACGAGACCCUCCACGAGAUCCAGCAGCAGCUGCAGUUGCUGGACAACCGGGUCUCCAGCCAUGACCAGGAGCUGGGCCAUCUCAACAACCACCACGGGGGCGGCGCCGACGGGGCCCAGCAGCGGGCCCCGGGGCCUCCCCGUGCCCAGGAGGAGCUUCUGCGGGAGCUGGAGCGGCGGCUGCAGGAGUCCUGCUCCGUGUGCCUGGCGGGGCUGGACGGCUUCCGGCGGCAGCAGCAGGAAGACCGGGAGCGGCUGCGGGCCCUGGAGAAGCUGCUGGCGUCAGUGGAGGAGCGGCAGCGGCAGUUGGCCGGCCAGGCCCUGGGCCCCCGGGUCCCGCAGGAAUGCUGCCCUCCGGAGCUGGGCCGGCGACUGGCCGAGCUGGAACGCAGGCUGGAUGUGGUGGCCGGCUCGGUGACGGUGGGCUGGCGAGGCUCGGAGCUGGGAGGAGCCACGGGCCAGGGGGGUCACCCCCCAGGCUACACCAGUUUAGCCUCUCGCCUCUCCCACCUGGAGGACCGGUUCAACUCCACCCUGGGCAUUUCUGACGAGCAGGAGGAGAGGGGGCCCGGGCGUCCGGGGGGGCUGGUCCGCUGGCUGCCCUCGGCAGCCCGGGGCCAGCUGGAGAAGCUGGAGGGGCGGCUGGCCAACGUGAGCGGGGAGCUGGGCCGGCGGCUGCAUGUGUUGGAAGAGCAGGUGGCCGGGGCUGUGCAGGCCUGUGGGCAGCUCUGCUCGGGGCCUCCGGGGGAGGACUCCGAGGCCAGUGAGGGCCUCCGGGCCCUGGAGCACAGGGUGCUGGACAGCGAGGAGCAGCUGCGGCUGCUGGGCUCGGGCCUGCACAAGGUGGAGGUGGCGGGCGAGGCCCGGCAGAAGGCGCUGGAGGGACUGCAGAGGGCCGUGGGGCAGCUUGAGGGCCGGGCGGACGCCCAGGAGGAGGCGGCCGCCGAGCUGGCCCUGCGGCUGAACGUCACGGCCACGAGGCUGGGCCACCUGGAGGCGCUGCUCCAGGCCCGCGGGGAGGAGGGCUGUGGGGCCUGCGGCGGGGUCCAGGAGGAGCUGGGCCGCCUGCGCGACGGCGUGGAGCGCUGCUCCUGCCCGCUCCUGCCUCCCCGGGGCCCUGGGGCCGGCACCAGCCCGGGCGGACCCAGCCGGGGGCCCCUGGACGGCUUCAGCGUGUUCGGCGGCAGCUCGGGCACCGCCCUGCAGGCCCUGCAGGGGGAGCUCUCGGAGGUGAUUCUGACCUUCAGCUCCCUCAACGACUCCCUGCACGAGCUCCAGACGGCCGUGGAGGGCCAGGGCGCCGACCUGGCCGACCUGGGGGCCACCAAGGACCGCAUCAUCUCCGAGAUUAACCGGCUGCAGCAGGAGGCCGCGGAGCACGCGGCGGAGAGCGAGGAACGCUUCCGGGGCCUGGAGGAGGGACAGGCUCAGUCCAGCAGCCAGUGCCCCAGCCUGGAGGGCCGCCUGGGCCGGCUGGAGGGCGUCUGUGAGCGGCUGGACACGGUGGCCGGGGGACUGCAGGGCCUGCGCGAAGGCCUCUCCAGACACGUGGCCGGGCUCUGGGCGGGGCUGCGCGAAGCCAACAGCAGCAGCCACACGCAGGCGGCCCUGCUGGAGAAGCUGCUCGGGGGGCAGGCGGGCCUGGGCCGCCGGCUGGGCGCCCUCAACAGCUCCGUGCAGCUGCUGGAGGACCGGCUGCACCAGCUCAGCCUCCAGGACCUCACUGGGCCUGCAGGUGUGGCUGGGCCCCCAGGGCCUCCGGGACUUCAGGGACCCCCAGGGCCUGCCGGACCUCCAGGAUCGCCCGGCAAGGAUGGACAGCAGGGCCCUGUUGGGCUGCCGGGGCCCCAAGGGGAGCAGGGAGUGGAGGGUGCACCAGCCAUCUCUGGGCCCCGGGUGGCCUUUUCAGCUGCCCUCAGCCUGCCCCGGUCUGAGCCGGGCACUGUGCCCUUCGACAGAGUCCUGCUCAACGAUGGAGGCUACUACGAUCCCGCCACUGGUGUGUUCACCGCGCCGGUGGCCGGACGCUACUUGCUGAGCGCGGUGCUGACCGGGCAUCGGCACGAGAAAGUGGAGGCCGUGCUGUCCCGCUCCAACCUGGGCGUGGCCCGCAUAGACUCAGGGGGCUACGAGCCCGAGGGCCUGGAGAACAAGCCGGUGGCCGAGAGCCAGCCCAGUCCCGGCGCUCUGGGUGUCUUCAGCCUCAUCCUGCCGCUGCAGGCCGGGGACACAGUGUGCAUCGACCUGGUCACGGGGCAGCUGGCGCACUCGGAGGAGCCGCUGACCAUCUUCAGCGGAGCCCUGCUCUACGGGGACCUGGAGCUGGAGCAGUUGUAGACGGGGCCGGGCCCCCGCCGCAGGCGAGCGGAGCGCGGCGGGCUUCGCACUCGGGUCCCUCGGUCCAGACUGUUGGCCCGAUGGCCAGCCCCUGCCGGACUUGCACUGCCGAGGGGCGCAUCUUCUCAGCCUUUGCUCCCUCCCGGUCGGGCGCGCUGGGCUCAUGCUAGGCCUCCCGGGCUCUGCCGAGAACUCCUCCGCCGUACCAAACUAUUCCAGGAAUAAAGACACUUGGGU